Staurois parvus is the source of this 756-nucleotide messenger RNA. NCBI's taxonomy places the organism in Eukaryota, Metazoa, Chordata, Amphibia, Anura, Ranidae. The record is from the annotation of a GenBank genome assembly.
AUGCUUACCUCAGCACCAGCUUUACUGAAAAAUAUGAGAUGGAAGCCCCUUGCUCUGCAGUGGUAUGAUGAUGAAAUGAAAACUUAUUCCUGGACACGUAUAUCACCACUGAUUCCAAGAAGUCCCACCAGUGGAGCUGCCACCCCAUCAAGUACAAUCAGCACACCUACUAAAAGGGACAGUACUGCCCUUCAAGAUCUCUUUAUCCCCCCACCGCCGUCAGAGCCAUAUACACCAAGGGAUGAAAAGGGAAACUUACCCUGUGAGGAUGUGACUCGGCAUGCUGUUGGAAAGCCAGUAUCAAAAGGAUCCGAGUCCCCAAACUCUUUUCUGGAUCAAGAGUAUAGGAAGCGAUUUAAUGUUGUGGAGGAAGAUGCAGUGUUAUAUUGCUACGAGUAUGACAAGGGAAGAGCUAGCAUGCAAAGUCGAAGAGAAAGCACACCUACGUAUGGAAAACUAAGACCGAUAUCUAUGCCUGUAGAAUAUAACUGGGUUGGUGAUUAUGAAGAUCCCAACAAGUUAAAACGAGACAGUAGAAGAGAAAGUUCUCUCCUCCGGUAUAUGAGCAAUGAUAAAAUCAUUCAGGAAGAAUUCAUGAUGCAGAGAAACACCAAAAAAGACACCGGGAAGAAAUCUAAGAAGAAAGGUGAGAAAAACACAAGUCCAAGUCAUUAUGCCCUGCUUCCUGGAGCACAGAUGGAUUCCCUACGGCAGGAAGCUCUCAGUCCAUCUGUAGCAGACACAGCAACACAUACC